This is a messenger RNA of Pseudogymnoascus destructans, 1024 nucleotides long. It is a transcript of the gene RPL16B, whose product is annotated as ribosomal 60S subunit protein L16B. Gene Ontology annotation, biological process: negative regulation of translation; translation. The record is from RefSeq and is a predicted model, not a curated record. The transcript has 4 exons. Gene Ontology annotation, molecular function: mRNA binding; structural constituent of ribosome. Bases 189 to 797 code for a protein of 202 amino acids. Lineage: Eukaryota; Fungi; Ascomycota; Leotiomycetes; Thelebolales; Thelebolaceae. Gene Ontology annotation, cellular component: cytosolic large ribosomal subunit; ribosome.
GGGGUUGAAGCCCUAUGCGGCUCUGCGCGUAAUUUGUGCGCUAGCAUUAUUCGAACACUCUGAGUGCCUCACGAUUGAUUCUGGGACCGAGCCGACAACCACGACAAAUCGCCAUUUCCUCCACCAACACCACGGUAGAGGAUUCCGACAAUUCCGACGUAGUCUUCUUUACCUAAAGGCAGGACAAGAUGUCGACUUUCGAGCAAGUCAUCACCAUUGAUGGCAAGGGCCACCUCCUCGGUCGCCUGGCCUCGACCGUUGCUAAGCAGCUCCUCGAGGGACAGAAGAUCGUUGUUGUGCGCUGCGAGGCCCUCAACAUCUCUGGAGAGUUCUUCCGUGCGAAGCUAAAGUACCACGCCUACCUCCGCAAGAUGACCCGUUACAACCCAACCCGUGGUGGUCCGUUCCAUUUCCGCGCCCCAUCCCGCAUCUUCUACAAGACCGUCCGUGGUAUGAUUCCACACAAGACUGCCCGUGGUGCCGCCGCCAUGGAGAGACUUAAGGUCUUUGAGGGUGUCCCAGCCCCAUACGACAAGGUCAAGCGCAUGGUUGUCCCCCAGGCCCUCCGUGUCCUCAGACUUAAGCCCGGACGCAAGUACUGCACUGUCGGCCGCCUGUCCCACGAGGUCGGUUGGAAGUACCAGGAUGUUGUUGCCAGGCUCGAGGAGAGACGUAAGGUUAAGGGAUCGGCAUACUACGAGCGCAAGAAGGCUGCAAGGAGACAACUCGCCGAGGCCCAGAAGAGCGCAAAGGUCGACACCAAGACCCAGGAGCAACUUGCGUCGUUCGGAUACUAAACGUCAAACUCAAAUCGAUUCGCGAUAUAAUGGGUAUUGAGGUUGGGUCUGGGCUGUUCUUGUUUCUUUUUCACUGGCAAUACCUUGUCGGCCCUAUUACUGGGUAGACCCAAGGCUGAUUCAAUAUCAUACAAUGCACGGACUGGGAUUGCCGCAUCGGAAAAGAGCGCUGAUGAAGGAGGGAACUCACGGGUGUACAGUCUAUGAAUACUGGCAUGCUGCUCCAU